GGAUCAUGGCUGAACUCCAGCAGCGGGAGCAUUCGCGGCUCCGUCCAUAUCCCCAGCAACGUCACACGCAUAUCUCGCGCCGUAAAGCCACUGAGUUCAGAUGGCAUCCCUCAAAUUGUCAACUAUCACUGGGGAGUCGGAGCUGGCGGUGGCGUGACUAACAAGAUCGCUGGCAUCAGCGGUCAUGGCUUAGCUGAGAUCAUUCGAGAAGGAUAUCAAUUCAUCGCUACAAACUGGCUGCCAGGCGAUGAGAUCUUCAUCUUUGGCUUCUCGCGUGGCGCGUUCAGCGCACGAUCGAUAGCAGGUUUGAUUGGUGAAGUGGGCAUCUUGACCAACGAAGGCCUCCCAUACCUGGCCGAAAUAUUCAGAGAUGUCCAGCGAAAGCAUGAUGACGACUACGUUCCAAAGCAUCCAGACCUACCAUUUCCAAACAAGCCGAGCGCCUUGGAUCCACAGUACAAAUACGAGCUACAGCGGCGGCGCAUGACCCACUUGAACGUUCCCGUGAAAGUGGUUGGUGUGUGGGAAACUGUGGGCUCCCUAGGAACUCCGAAGCUGGGCUGGCUCACUCGGCUAGGACUACAGAGCAAGUCCAUGAAGGAAGUAACGUUCUACGACACGUCUCUCGGAAACCACAUCGAGUAUGCAUUUCAAGCACUAGCACUGGAUGAGAGGCGAUUCGCUUUUCCACCUACGCUGUGGGAGAAAUUCGAAGGCAAUCAAACGACACUUCGUCAAGUCUGGUUUCCCGGAGCACAUUCCAAUGUUGGUGGCGGCUAUGACGACCAACAGAUUGCAACUAUCUCACUUGCAUGGAUGAUGGCACAAUGCCAACCAUUCUUGGAUUUUGAUCUGGAAUACGCCCAUGAUCAGAUGGAGGACGUCGAAACAUAUUACGAAAAGACCGAACAAAACAUCCGACCAUGGUCUUUCGGCAAGAUCUUCAGCGGUAUGGAAGGAGUCUAUGCUCUGGGAGGCAGCAAAGUCCGCACUCCCGGUCGAUAUACCGCUGUAGACCCGAUCAAUGGCAGGAUCACCGACGACCCGCUAAUGCACACCCACGAGUAUAUUCAUCCUUCUGUGAGAAGUCGAAUCAAGCUUCACGGACCUGGCCUGGAUGAUCGUGGAGACUACGAUUGUAAAGCUCUGCAAGACUGGAAACUGGUGGUCGAAUGGCCGGAAUCGACGCCUGGCGCAAAGCGGCCAAGCAUAUUCUGGAAGUCGAGAGAUCGACCACCUGAAGGUUUUGAAAAAGUCCUGCCCGAAGCGCCACUUUGGCAGCUGGAGAUGGAGUUGCUUCAUUAUGACACAGAGACGGAGAAAUUCGUCAUUAGUCCCGCGGGAGUCCGGCAGGGCAGGAGAAAGAGCCAAAGG
This is a messenger RNA of Pseudocercospora fijiensis CIRAD86, 1374 nucleotides long. RefSeq lists its product as uncharacterized. The record is from RefSeq and is a predicted model, not a curated record. The transcript has 2 exons. The annotation marks the transcript as partial. Lineage: Eukaryota; Fungi; Ascomycota; Dothideomycetes; Mycosphaerellales; Mycosphaerellaceae.